AAUGCAACCUCAAUGACAUUUUAAAGGUUUGUUAUAAAAAGCGACAUUCUGGUGUAAUAUGUGCAAUUAUAUUGGAGUAAUACUAGAACUCAUUUGUGUUUUCCCUUAUCGUUGACUGAAUAUUCAAAAUUUUAGUUUAAAUCCUUGACUGAAACUGCAAGGUCAUCUGAGAUGAUGUUAUGAAAAAACUUGAUAUGUCUGUUAGACAGAUUAGGGCCCACACACACAUUCCUCAAGUGUGAUAUUUCAUUCAGUUUGAUCAGCAACAUGACCUGUUUACCUUCAUUCUUACGCAGAAUGCAUGUGCGCAUGAUAAUUUUCCAAUUGUCAAAUAACUUAUUAUCAACAGCAUUCAAUACUGUAAGAAGCAGCUUCUUUCUAAUGAAUAUGUUGCAGAAGACUGUGGGCGUACAUGACGACAUGAUUUCUCAAGUGUCGAGUAGAUAACAGGCUAAACAACAUUCCUAGAACAUAGCCUGCUUUUAAAAUAGUCAGACUCCGAUCAAGGAGUAAGUAGCCUACGUUUUAAGCAGAUACUGUGCAUCUAAAAGGAGGAAAAGAAGGCUGUAUGGGCCAUGUUUUACUCACACACUGAGCUGUGUUGCUCCUGAAAUUACAUCAUGGUUUUCUUUCUCCUUGUUGUCUUUGGAUUUUUGUCCUUCACAUCAAGCCAAAUAUCUCACCAGUAUCACUUCAUAAAUAUCAGAAAGAACUGGACUGAGGCUCAGAGAUUCUGCCGUGAGAAGUACAUUGACCUGGCGACUGUGAAUAAUGCAGACGAGAUGAACAGCUUGUUCGGAGCCAUAAGUGAUGUUUCAUAUGAUGUGUACAUUGGACUUUAUAGAAGUGAAGUGUUCAGAUGGCACUGGACACUGCCAGACAGUUACAAUGUAGAGCUGUUCCAAAACUGGAAAGAAAAACAACCAGAUCAAGAUAAUAAUCAUGGCUGUGCAGUAAUGGACAACAAUGGGAAAUGGUUUAGUGAUAGCUGUGAUUUACAGAAGCCAUUUGUAUGCUUUAAUGCAACAUCCAAUACAAAGUAUAUCCUGAUUGAGGUGACAAAAACCUGGAGGGAGGCCCAGGAAUAUUGCCAAACCUUCUACACUGAUCUAGUCAAUAUCAGAGACUCCUCAGAAAAUCAAAAUGUCAAGAAAAUUGCAAAAAACGAUGUAUGGAUUGGACUAUUUAAAGACCCUUGGUCGUGGUCGGAUCAGAGCAACUCUUCUUUCCGUUUCUGGAGUAACAUUAGAAGAGACCAGAACUGUGUUUCAGUGAUGGUGAACCAAACAGGGAAAUGGAAUGAUGUCAAAUGUAACGCCACUCAGCCCUUCAUCUGUCACAGUGAUCUGAAAUCUCAGUCAACCACUAAAUCAGCUACCCCUGGACCAUCGACAACAACACAGCACACACCAGCCCAAAACACAACUGAGGGGGAAAAUACAAGCAGUCACCCAACACAAAUACUCACUACAGGUCCAGAGCAAGAUAACCUGAUUCUGGUCCGUGAGAACCUGACGUGGACUGAAGCUGUGAGUUACUGCAGAAAGCACCAUGUGGACCUGGUCUCCAUUCACAGUGAGGUGCUUCAGAAUAGGGCAGCGAGAAGAGCCAGCCAGGCCUCCACUUCACAUGUAUGGCUGGGUCUCCGUUACACCUGCACGUUUAACUUCUGGUUCUGGAUAAAGAACAGAGAAACAGGCUGCUACCAGAACUGGGCGUCUGGCCAUGGGCCUAGUGGUUAUGAGGAGUGUGGGCUGUCAGGAGCUAUGGAGUCCACUGGGGGGCACCGUUGGGUCGGGAGGCCAGAGAGCGAAAGGCUGAAUUUCAUCUGCCACACUUGUGCAGACUGCCAAUUAUGUACUGAUACAUUUUAACUAUAAAGAGCAAUGGAAGACUACGAAGCAGUGAGAGAUAAACUGCUUAGUUGAUCCUAUAUAUUUUUAAUGGAUUCUGUGCGCUUUUCAUGUCAUUCUCAUGGCAACAAAAACAUGAUGUCUAACAUAAUAACUGUUAGCACUUAAACAUCAUUUAGUAUGAAUUAUAAACCUUUUAUAAACCUAUUUUCCUUAUGGGGACCAAAAAGGUCAAAAAUUUCUGCUAUUAAACACACACACACACACAAAUGUAAAAAUUGGAUAUCCGUAUCAGAAAUUUCAAGUUCUAUAUAAUAUAAUUAUAAAAAUCUAUAGAUGUACCAAAUGAUUUAUUGAUUAAUUCAUAAAGAUCAGUUGGAUUAAGUAAUAAACAAAUGUAUUAAAACUGAAAGAGAAGAGAUGCAAAUGAAAAGUUUGAUACUAAGAGCCUUGUGAAAGGCAGUUUCUGUGAAUGAAACGUUUAUAUAUAAAAAUUAUUUUGGGUAGUGAAAAUGAUACUUUGUGAUGUGUAUUGUACAAACACAAUUGAAAAUAUGCUGAAAUGUUUGGAAAAAGUUCACUUUUGAUGAUCUGUUGUGAUAGUACUAGUUUUGAAAAUUGUGCAUUUGCUUGUGAAAAUUGCGCCAAAGCAAUUUUUAAAAAUGUAAUACGAAUAGAUUAUAAAUACUGUAAUAUGAAUCAUAUUACAUUUUAUAAUAUUGUAAUGUUAUAAUAAAUUUGUAGUAUCAAUACAAAUAA
Molecule: messenger RNA, 2612 nt
Organism: Megalobrama amblycephala (Wuchang bream)
Lineage: Eukaryota; Metazoa; Chordata; Actinopteri; Cypriniformes; Xenocyprididae
Product: C-type mannose receptor 2
Exons: 7
Coding region: 621-1874 (417 amino acids)
Source: RefSeq, a predicted model, not a curated record